GCUCCCCAUUUGCAAGGAUGAAGACAAAAAACCCUCGAGAAAGCAACUCCAACCCCAAAAGCUCAAGUAGCCAACCACAUAUACAUACACCACCAUUUUUGGGCACCAACAAUGGUUCUUAUACAAAACCCAUCAGACCCAUCAUCCUAAAAAUUUUAGUUCCUCUAAAUUAAAGGCCAUCGUAGCAUUCUUAUUCUUUCUUGCAGAGAGAGCAAUAGGAGGAUGUCUGUUCUGGCAGCAAAUUCUCACAUUUUGUGUAGAGAAGUUCAUCGCAGGGAGCAUCAACAACAGUUUUGGAGCGCUGCAGGGGGCAGUUGUGUUUUGCCGAAAUCUUCUGGGUUUGGUUUCUUCCAUCGAAACAGAGACAGCAAGAAGAUAUUGAGAAGAGACUUGAAAGUAGAGGCCUUUUGGCCAGAGUCCAGACCCACUUUUGUAGAGAUGGAACCUAUAAACGACUCUGAUCACCUUGAUCAUAUAUUAAGCCAUGCUCAACAGCUCUCCCAGCCCAUCGUUAUUGAUUGGAUGGCAGCUUGGUGCCGCAAAUGCAUCUAUUUGAAGCCCAAAUUGGAGAAAUUGGCUGCUGAAUAUGAAACCAAGGCCAAAUUCUAUUAUGUAGAUGUCAACAAGGUGCCUCAAACUCUAGUGAAACGCGGAAAUAUCUCUAAAAUGCCAACCAUUCAGUUGUGGAAAGAUGGAGAGUUCAAGGAAGAAGUUGUUGGAGGUCAUAAAGCAUGGCUUGUGAUUGAUGAAGUGCGAGAAAUGAUCCAAAAAUUUGUAUGAUUUUUGUUGUUCUGAUCUCUCUCCCCCCUUCUGGUCUUGUUAUCUGUUUUUCAUUUUUCCUUUUUGGGCCACUCCUCUAUUCUUGUACUCUUUUUCCAAGAUAAUAUAUAGUGAAAGAACAACAUGUACAGCCAAAUUUCUUCACAUCCUUUUUUUUUUUCCUUCUUUUUUUGGGUACAGUACAUCUUGUUUCGUAUCUGUAAGGAGGAACUAAAGUUGCGUGCUCAAAAAUUGGCCUGUUUCUGUUUCUUGGCAGAUAAA
Molecule: messenger RNA, 1041 nt
Organism: Rosa chinensis
Lineage: Eukaryota; Viridiplantae; Streptophyta; Magnoliopsida; Rosales; Rosaceae
Product: thioredoxin-like 3-1, chloroplastic
Exons: 5
Coding region: 223-780 (185 amino acids)
Cellular component (GO): chloroplast stroma
Source: RefSeq, a predicted model, not a curated record